AUGGGUCAGGAGCAAAAUGAUGACCAGUUUUCGGUAUUCAAGAAAAAGUAUUCUGAAAUAGAAGUUAUAAUUUUCACUAUAGGCGCCAAGAAAAAUGUUUCUGAGACCUGACGAAACUACCAACAAAAACUACGUCUGUGCUAAUCCAAUGGACUUUGGUCGAAUGCCAACAGAACGAGAAGAAGCUUUGCUCAUCCGCCAGAGAACACAGAUCAUUUUGAACGAGCUGAAAGCUUUGCAAGCCGCCAGAGAUGGGGCCAGUGACAAGAGACAAUGCGAAACUCAGUGAGUUUUGAGUAGACUGUAUUUGUUUUAUGAAUCUGAUCCAUCCUUGAUUUUCAACAAAAGGCUAUCAAACAAAUUAUUCACUUGAUAACUUCUUGAAUAUUCCAGACAAGAACGCCUACGAGCUUGGGCGUUUUCAGUGAAUAACCAAGAGCAUGUGAAACAGCUCAACUCUAUGGGAAUCGAAAUAAUUCAUCAAGAAGACGGGCGCUUCUACCUCAGUCAUCAAGUUGCCAAUGUAAGUCCUCAUUUUUUCUAUGCGACACUUCCAGUCUUUUGUGAAGUUUUUGUGACGUACCCCUUUGUCGGUGCAUUGAACUUGGGUUUUUCUUGCUUUUUCGAAAGCUCUAUGCAUGUUAAAGUGUAAGGCUCUGCAUUUCAAUCAUUUCAGAAAAAAAGAGUCAAGCUGUUGUUUUCUUGUUCCAGUAGUCGUGUGAGAUGAUUGAUUCAAGAAAUUAUUUUUUUUUCUGAGAGAGUUUCUACUUAAAAUAAACUCACAACUGUGUGUAACAGUAUUUAAGUCGUUGAAAAUGAUCAAACUGAAAUGUUUGAACUGUGAAUCUCCCCUUCUCACUGCAAACUGUCUCAAUGGCUCUCCUUGCAACACGCACAGAUUUGAGUGGUUAUCAAUUCAAAAAAAUCACAUUAAGAUCAGGCGGCAGAAAUCAGAUCUCAUGGAUCCUCUUUAAGGAUUUAAGUUCAAGGCUUUAUAACACAAGUCAAUCAAAGUUCUAAUUUGUUGAUUGGCUUUUUUCUGAGCUUUAUAAUUGAUUUAUGGAAAUUUAGCCAAAUUUUCAAUUUAAAAGUUUAUCGCAGGUUAUACCUUGAAGCAAAAGUAAAGUUUUCAUAUCAAAUUUGUAACCAGCUUUUUAGAAGUACACAUUUCCUUUUUAGCUAUUGCCGAGAAAAGCAAAUUAGGAGCACUAAUCUUCUACUCACUCAAAAACUGAGGAUCAAGGUGCGUGUUGCAGGGAGAACGGCUGACCUGCGAGGUGGAAGACAACGGGGAGAACUGUGCGGACGAUGCGCGACCGCCACGCGCUCGCGCCUGCGUCACACGACGGCAUGCUCUCGGCCAGAUUUAUUUCCUCGUCGACUGUCUCAUUUGUUCCCUUUGGGGCAUUUUUGUUGUCGUGAUGCUUCUCGUUGUCUAUCUCAAGUUUUGCAAUUUAUAUCGAAGAAUCGAGCCAGUCGCCGAAGUGAUUGAAAGGCCUGAGGAGGAUACCAAAGACGAAUAAAGGCGCCAAUGUAAAUAUGAGGAAUGCAUGACAUUUGGCAUGAUUUUCUUGCAAACAGCCAAGUAGUCAAACUUUUAAAGUUUGUAACCUACCCAUAUAAACGCUUUUUCUAUCAGCAAAAUUUAAAAAUUCAAACUCUUAAGAGCGCACUGGACUUUUUAAUUGUCCUUUACCUUCAGCUAGACCUUCAGCUGUAGAGUUGCGAUUUAUUUUACUCAGUAGAAUAUUUUCAUUGGAAAACAACAACGUCAAUUGUUCUUCUUAUUUCUGAAAAAAAGAUUUUAUCGACAUAAGUUAGGAAGUGAUUUUUUCCCUUAAGUGUUCUUUUUAUAGAGAUGCUUCUCAUUCCACUAAAAAAAUCUCUAUCAUUUCACACGGGUUGUAUAUCAACUGGCGAUGUUUUUACUUUUGCCGUAUCUUUCUUGUCAUUUUCUGUUGAUAUUGAUUUUAGUGUACUUUGUUCUCUGUUGAUAUAAGAUUUUACCGGUUUAAUGUGAUACGUACUAUUGGGAAUUUGUGUUUUUUUGUGAUAUUUUUUUGUAUAAACCUUAUUGCAUAGAUAAAAGUUUUAGAUAACUGAUUUGAGACAAGGAAAAAAUUGUUAUAAAUUCAGGCCAAAAGUCCAAAGUUCGGUCUUUGGGGCGGCGAGUUCAUGCAGGAAAUGAUGCAGCUCAUACAAAAAAUGGAGAAACAAGGAAGUGAGUUUGACAGUUUUUCGAUUACCUUGAAAGCAAUUGAAAAAUUUUCAGAGACAUCUAAUGAGAAUGCUGAGCGGUACCUUCAAAUUACUUCUAGUCCUUACUUUGGAAAACCGUUUAUAAUGGCUUCGCCUGCCCAAUUCGGAACCGACCUGACUGGUUGGCCGGUUUGUUAGGAGCUUCGUGUCAGUAAAAAUGUGUUUUUUUUUUUAAAUAUAGGUUGAAUCGGGAGUUGCUGUCGCAAGUCCCUUCAAAGCUUGCACCGAAAUAACGAACGAUAAAGAAGUUAGAGGACGCAUCGCAAUUGUCGAACGGUCCGAGUGUAUGUUCCAAGAGAAAGCCAGACACGUUCAGAAAGCUGGCGCAAUCGGUCUCAUUGUCAUUGGUGAAUUCACAACGAACUCAUCUUUCUGAUCGAAUGAUUUUUAGAUCACGAGAAAGGAACGCAAAGUGAAGGACAACUGUCCUUUGCGAUGGCUGGAGACAAAGAUUCUCAAGACGAUAUUGCCAUUCCGGCCGUCUUUCUGUACAGAAAGGAAGGAGAAAUGCUACUCAGAGCGCUGGAAAAAAACAAAAAAGUGGUAGUUCGUAUGGCUGCCGAUGUUGUUCUGACAGGUGAUUUAUAUUCCAUUUAUGACUGCAAAACAAAAAAACCGUGAAAAAAUUUAUUGUGCGCGAACUUCAUUUGCCACUAGCGUGGGACAAAAGUAUUUUACAGAUAUUUGAAAAUCUUUUCUCUGAUUUUUGUUUUCUAGAUCUCUACGUUGAAGAAAUGUUGAAAAUAGGAGUAUCGCGACUGGCGCCACCAAUGCCGGUUUGUUUUUUGCGAUUUCUAUUCCGAGCUAUUCAUAUAUUUGAGAAAUGUCCACCAGAAGACGGAGACUUCAUUUUUGUUGAUCACGAAAUACCAGCCGUUACAUUCAACGUCAGAUUGGGGAGUGUCAAACAGGAUAGCGAUCCAACUAUGCAUCAAGACGUGAGAUACAAGAUUAAUUUUUUUAAUAUUCUUCCGUUUGAGAUUGUCGAGAGACACGUAACUCAUUUGCAAGAAGCCGUUGAGUUUGAUCUGGACUCUUAUCGCAACGCCUUUUUUGCUCUGUUCCGAACGGCUGCUUAUGGAGCCCUAGGGCUAAACGUCGAGAAUGAAAAGCUGACUGCCGUGGAAGCCGCUUUGAGAAACGUUCGACUUCUUCCGACUCCCAGAGAAGCCGAGUUGUUCUUAAAAGGAGACAUCACACAGGUAAUUCUGUGAAAAUCUUUAUGGAAUUUGAGUAGAUCCAAGUUGUGAAAAAGAAAAAACGUUUAUUCUUGCGACAAGCUUUUUUGGACAAUGAGAAAUAAAAGGAGAAGCUGAUUCCGCAUCAGUGCGGAAGAAUCGCCGCUGAAAAAUGCCCACAAACUUGAAGUUAAAAUAAUCAUUCCUUCUUUUUGAGUUCUAUCGAGAAGAAGCCAGGAGAAAGUGGAAAAUUUCGUAUAUUAAAAGAUGAUUCUUUCAAAUUCUUUGUUUUUCCAGAUUCGUUGCGUGCCUCGCGAGACAAAUAUGGAAUGCACAGCGAUGUGGCGAUAA
Messenger RNA from Caenorhabditis auriculariae, 3788 nucleotides. NCBI's taxonomy places the organism in Eukaryota, Metazoa, Nematoda, Chromadorea, Rhabditida, Rhabditidae. The record is from the annotation of a GenBank genome assembly.